This is a messenger RNA of Nymphalis io (European peacock), 838 nucleotides long. RefSeq names its product follicle cell protein 3C-1 (gene Fcp3C). The record is from RefSeq and is a predicted model, not a curated record. The transcript has 4 exons. Lineage: Eukaryota; Metazoa; Arthropoda; Insecta; Lepidoptera; Nymphalidae. Bases 162 to 659 code for a protein of 165 amino acids.
UAGUGACGUUUCAAACUAAAAUUCCUGAUCAUAUGGAUUUAAAUAGAGAUGUUUAAACUGUAAGGUAAUCUAUAUUGUUUUAGUUAUUCAGAUACCUAUGUCACAUUAAUAUCAUUAAGUGGGGAUCUACAAAAAUAUUAUAUAACUUCAUCGGCUGUACAAUGAUUGGGAUCCGGCUGUGUGCACUCUUGGUGGCAUUUUUGUGGUUAGCGGGACCGAGUGAGGCCCGGCGCAAACUGAAGCGAGACGAUGUAGAAAGCUUAAAGUCAGUGGAGACUGUUGAUUUUGACGAAGAAUUUGACGAGUUAGAGCCAUGUCAAUGUGGCGUGUUCAUGUCACAGCAAGUGGGAAUCAAGGAGGGACGUCGAAGUCGGCCGCGAGGACCGCCACAGGGCGAGCCCGUGGUCACGUACGACACUGAAAAUCCAAGUUUGCCGUGCGGCACUGGGGGAUUUAAGCACUGCAUCAGUAAAUGCCUGGAUGUGAUAUUAAAGUACUUGCCGCGCGCCGGGCCAGUAAUCUGUGGCGCAGUAGAGCGAGACGUCCGUCGAGAGAAGGCGUUCCUCUUUAUCAGGAACUGCGGCGGGCAGUGGACUCCUACUAACUUUUCCGCGGGUAAAGAAUUCUGCUGUACGGAUGGACAGCAUCACAAGUGUUAGAUGUUAAUGAUAAUUUAAACGAUUUAGGUAGGAUUAUACUAAAGAAUAUUUUGUUUGAAAACGUUUUAAAAUUUUUAAUGUUAACUAAGAGUUAUUAUUGUUUAGUUUUACUUUAUAACUUAUGUGCAUAUAGCAGAUAUAUAUACAAUUGAUUUUUAUAGGUGGUUAGGUUCAAUAAU